Messenger RNA from Bipolaris sorokiniana ND90Pr, 2152 nucleotides. RefSeq lists its product as uncharacterized. Bases 39 to 2033 code for a protein of 664 amino acids. Gene Ontology annotation, molecular function: protein binding. The record is from RefSeq and is a predicted model, not a curated record. Lineage: Eukaryota; Fungi; Ascomycota; Dothideomycetes; Pleosporales; Pleosporaceae. The transcript has a single exon.
CAUGAAUUUCCUUAUCGAUUCCAAGUCGUAUUGCAGCCAUGUGCAGUAAAGUUGAGAAGUACAGCGAAGACGAAGUAGACUCCAAAGACGUGGAAUGGAUAGAAUGGAAAGAAUCGGUCGAUCAUUUUGUCGCGAAAAAACAAAGGAUGGAACGAACUCCUUGUCCCGACAAUAGUCAUAUAGGAGUGUUCCCAAACCAAAGAGAGGAUCCUCUUCUUCCAAAAGGCUUCACAUGGGGCAGACAGAAACAAUUAUACUGUCCUCCGGAUCUCCUCUGCCAUAACCUUGUCAAUACCGACAAGCCGACUCUGGACCAUGAAUUUGGCUACGUAUUCUGCCACCGCGGACUCUACGACCGUGCUCAGGGCAUUGUUGACAAUUCCGCGGCCGCCAUCGAGAAUGGAGUAAACCACGGGUAUUAUCUUCAUGAGCUUGACUCGUUUGUCUUUGACCGGCUGGACAAGACUAUCGUGGUCCAUGAAAAGGGAGCCUUUCGUGUUUCGGCAGAGGACAAACAAUGGAAAGAAAUGACUAUUUUCGAGAUCCUCAAGAUGUUUCUGGUUGAUCGAAAAGUUGAUCUGAGCAAACUUGACUUUACAGAGUCAUUCGAGAAGACGGACCAAGCUGUGCCGGAUUUAUUAAGUACAUUUUGGAAGGAAUUGCUUCAUCCUACUGGGGUCACACUUCAAAUAGAUAUGAGGGACGACGACUUUAAGAAGCUCUUUUCUUAUUACUCAUAUCACAUUUUCCAAGGAACUAGCCAUCGCAAAAGCUUAGGAUCUCAUCUAUUCCGGCCGACAAUGUUCAAGGGCUACAAUCAUCAUUUCAAGUCGUUCGACGCUCUUCGGGAUGCCAUCGAGCAAGAAUGUAUUACAGCAUAUGGCCGAAAUUACUUCGAAACUGAACACCUGCAUUGGUUUCCUCAUUUGAUGAUGGUCAUUGCCGCUGAGGCUGUGAUGGAACUUUUGAAGGAGGAAUAUCCAUCAUACUCAUUACCCCAAAAAGGGCCACCCUUUGAUUUCAGCACUACACCAAGCUACGAGCAGAUCUAUGUACUUGCCAUGAGACACAUAUCCUCCUUUGUGGACAUUGGAAAGAACCAUUACAACUUCAUACUUGAAGUUGAAUACAGUGGCCUUGGACUAGGGUACGAUGUGAAAAAUGACCUAGCAUGGAACCCUUUAAAUGGAGAGCGGAUAGUAACCGAGGAAGUAAUUUUCGAGGCCCGGUUUGACCGAGCCUUGAUAGACGUAACCUUGGAGUUGAAGAGAGCCCACAAAGGGCUGUUGAUCGCAUCCUGUACGAGAUUGCCCGAUGUCAUUUUGCCAACAGGAAAUUACAUUGCAGGAUAUUUGACAUCGAAGAUGAAACCUUGGGAAACUGAAGAGAAAGGAAUCUCACGUCAUCUGAGAACUAUCCAUGGAGGCCUGAACCCGCAGUCAGACAUCUGCCGGCAGUCGCGGACUGCAUUGACCACUGCAUGCGCCGGAGGCCACCGAAUCAUUAUUGACCUAUUGUUUCAGCGAGGGGGAGCAAUCAACUUCAUCCCAAGGGGUGGCUCAAGUCCAUUAUAUUGGUCAUCUGCCUGUGGCCACGUAUCAAUUGUCCAACUACUACUGGAGCGUGCAGUAGGCGCUGCUGGCGGAGUGGCCGUUGCAGGUACCAGUGUUGAUUGGGGUGGCUCAGAUGAACAUCUAGGUAGCCAGUGUGGGUGUUGUGACGACGGAUGCGGGCGCUGCGGAGGUGAAGAUGAAUGCAUGCCUGACUGCUGUGACGAUGAAACAAGUGACCACGGCGAAAUCUCCUGUUGUACCAUCAUGCAGUUAGCUGUCGAAUCAGUGAUUCAGCGUUUAGUGAUUGUGGAGAUAACCUCCAAUCAUUGCACAUGUUGUAUCUGCCUAUCAUUGGCUUCACUGCUAUUUGCCAUCAACUUUAGUCGAAUAGGCGCUUCUGCAUGCGGUGCUGCAACCGCGCGGUUAUCUAAUAAUUGCCUCGGUAAUUACCUUACACGAACAAGGCUGAAACCUUUGUAGGCGCCCAUUGCAUUUUUACAAUUAGGCUUUGCCGUAUACUGCAGCAUGUGGGGCCCAACCCUGCAGGAAGCCAACAUCAAAUGGAGUGCAGAACUUGGCUGUAGCCUGUUCAAACUGCU